AUCCCCUGGAGCUCUGGAAGCUGGCUUCUCCUCUCCCUUGGGAAGCUACAGUGUAGCACAGGACCCUCACCCGGCUCACUGUGUGCUCCGGGGUGGGUCAUGCGCCCCGGUGAGCAACAAGUUGUUUAUGCUCUUCGUUUCUGAAAAGUCAUAAGACAAAGGCAAGUUGAAAAACGAAAGUGAAAUCAGCUGAUAGGGACAAAUGUACCAAAGUUCAGAGAGUUGUUUACUUGGACACCGCUGCGAACGCAGGCGAGACACUAGCUGCCUGCAGCUCUGUCCUAGCUCCCGGAGCCUGACGUUGGAAAGCAGCCCAGGAGCGAAUCCACUCCCCGAAGCCGAUUCCCUGUGCCACCUUUUGAUGAGUGUUCGUGGGCUCUGGCCUCGGUUUUCGUCGCCCUGCGAGGGCAGAAGAAAUGGCCAUCUCCAGGCCGUGGCGGCGCAACUGCCUGCCCUUCGCGGGAAUCGUGGUCCUCGUGGCUGUGACCCUCUCCCUGAUGGCCUACGCUCUCCUCUGGAAGGCUGGCAACCUCGCUGACCUGCCUAACCUGAGACUCGGCUUCUACAACUUCUGUCUGUGGAAGGAAGGCUCUGGCUCCCUACAGUGUUACAACUUCCCCGAGCUGGAGGCCCUGGGGGUUCCUCGGGUUGGCCUAGCCCUGGCCAGGCUCGGUGCGUAUGGGGCCCUGGUCCUCACAAUCUUUGUCCCUCUGCCUCUCCUCCUUGCCCAGUGCAACAGCGAUGAAGCAGAGUGGCGGCUGGCGGUGGGCUUCCUGGCGGCGGCCUCCGUGCUGCUGGCCACAGGACUAGGCCUCUUCCUCUCCUUCGUGUGGAGGUGGGUCAGGCUCGCCUUCCUGGGGUCUGGCUUUCUGGCUCUGUGCCUGGCCCAGGCCUUGCUCGUCUUGUUGCUCAUGGCCACGGUUAUGUUCCCUCCACGGGGGAAGAAGGACGAGAGCACGUGGGAGGGCUGCUAGCCCAGUCCAAAGGCUUACGGGAUCACAGGGCUUCGGUUCCAGCGGGGCUCCGGGAAGGCGCCAGCGGACCUGGGACUGGGUGGGUCCUCUCGAGCACCUUGUUUCAUAGCUGGUGUGGAUCUCAAGCCCAGGCAGACGAGAACCGUAAGGACACCAGAGGCAGCAUGGGUGGCUGCGGCACUUGCGGCGUCUUAGUGUCCUUCCAUGCUCCGGAGGGCUCCAAAACCAGGUAGCUCACUGGCACGCGGGCCCCUGCCUGAAAUUAUGGCUCUAGCCUCAGGCAGGUGAGAUCCUGACUGCCAGAGGCCAGAUUCCCAAGCCAGUCUGCCAAAGUGCCAAACAAGAACUCUGUGAAACUUUACGGCAGCAAGGGGACCUUAGAAGAAACCGCUUUGCCAUCCAGUCCUGCUACCCAGCUCCUGCCCCUCCUGUGAUGCCCCCCCCCCGCACCAGCACUGCAGCCCCAGAGGUCCAGGAGCAGCCUCAGAAGGACUCAGCUAAGCAGCACAGGGCACAGGAGAAGCCUCGCUGGCCCUGUGGGGUCCCCUGAACGGGUCCCUGGACCUGGUGCCAGACCGGAGGCAGCUGUGUUCCCGUGAGCCAGGAAUGCAGAUGCAAGGCGUGCCGAAGCCUGGAGAUGACCGGGACAGAAGAGCCGACUGCACGCAGACACGCCCGCACCCCCUCACCUCCCCCAGAACCAGGCCCCGGGGCUCACUAUGUAGUCCUCAGGGUCUGUACGGCACAAAACCUACAUGGCAACGAGUUCUCCAUCCUGUGCUCAUCAAAAGCCACAGUGAAUACAAGGAAACAUGGA
Messenger RNA from Mesocricetus auratus (golden hamster), 1791 nucleotides. RefSeq names its product transmembrane protein 140 (gene Tmem140). The coding region runs from base 417 to 974 and encodes 185 amino acids. The transcript is spliced from 2 exons. Lineage: Eukaryota; Metazoa; Chordata; Mammalia; Rodentia; Cricetidae. The record is from RefSeq and is a predicted model, not a curated record.